AUGUCUUUGACCUACUCCGACAACCUUGCUCCGCAACCUAUCACCGAUGUCUUCACCAAUGACACAUGCAUCGACCGAAGAAAGUGUCACCGGACGGUGCCCAUGAAGGUGCUCGCUCUCGGUGUAGGACGCACAGGAACGGCUUCGCUGCGGAUUGCCCUUGAGCGCUUGGGAUACCUCAAGUGUUACCACAUGAUGUCUGCGAGUAUGGAGAACCCUCCGGACUGCUUGAUGUGGCACGAUGCUCUUCUUGCCAAGUACGACGGCAUUGGCGAAUUUGGUCGCAAGGAAUGGGACCAGCUUUUGGGUGACUGUCAGGCUGUCUGUGACUGGCCUGCUUGUGCCUUUGCUAAGGAGCUUAUCGAGGCGUACCCCAAUGCCAAGGUUAUCCUGACCACCCGUGAUGUGGACUCGUGGCAUGCUUCCGUUAUGAAGACCGUUUGGUGGCGUGUCUCCGACUGGGAACACAGCUUCGUUUCCAACUUCAGCUGGGCUGCUGGCAUGUACUACCCCAUGUUGAGCAAGUUCUUCCAGACCUUCUUCCGUGGCGACUUCCCCAACAAGGGCAAGCAGGUCUACGAGGACCACGUCGCUCAGAUCCGCAGUUUGGUGCCUCCAGAGCGCCUGCUCGAAUACCAGAUUGGCGACGGCUAUGGCCCGCUGUGCGAAUUCCUCGGAGAGGAGAUGCCCGACACCCAGUUCCCUCGUGGCAACGACAUGGCCGACUUCUUCAAGCGCUGCCGCGGCCGCAACAGGCGCCAGAUGAUGAACGCUGCUCUGCAGGCAUUCACCAUGGGCGGUACCAUCUUGGCCACUGGGUUGGCUGCCACUAUGGCCUUCAAGCGCUUUGUCCGGUGA
Molecule: messenger RNA, 858 nt
Organism: Aspergillus ruber CBS 135680
Lineage: Eukaryota; Fungi; Ascomycota; Eurotiomycetes; Eurotiales; Aspergillaceae
Product: sulfotransferase family protein
Exons: 3
Coding region: 1-858 (285 amino acids)
Source: RefSeq, a predicted model, not a curated record